UAGGGUCCGGCGUGAGCCAAUGCGGUCGGGAGGAGGGGCUAAGCUGUGUGUAGAAGGGGCUUGGGGGAUUGUCGCCGCUAUCGCGGCUUUGGACGCGUGGAACCCCCUGCUGUAGUCUUCAAGUGUAGUGUUAGCUGCUGCCAUGAGCUACACAGGCUUUGUCCAGGGAUCUGAAACCACUUUGCAGUCAACGUACUCAGACACAAGUGCUCAGCCUACCUGUGAUUAUGGAUAUGGAACUUGGAACUCUGGGACAAACAGAGGCUACGAGAACUAUGGUUAUGGCUAUGGCUAUGGCCAGGAUAACACCACCAACUAUGGGUAUGGUAUGGCCACUUCAAACUCUUGGGAAAUGCCUAGCUCUGACACAAAUGCAAACCCUAGUGCCAUGGGUAGUGCCAGUGCCGAUUCCGUUUUGUCCAGAAUUAACCAGCGCUUAGAUAUGGUUCCGCACUUGGAGACAGAUGUGAUACAAGGAGGCGUGUACAGCUCAGGUGGAGAAAGAUAUGAUUCCUACGAGGCCUGUGACUCAAGGGCUGUCCUGAGCGAGCGUGAUCUGUACCGGUCAGGCUAUGACUACGGCGAGCUUGACCCUGAGAUGGAAAUGGCCUACGAGGGCCAGUACGAUGCCUACCGCGACCAGUUCCGCAUGCGUGGCGGCGACACCUUUGGCCCGAGGGCUCAGGGCUGGGCCCGGGACUCGCGGAGUGGCCGGCCAAUGGCCUCGGGCUAUGGGCGCAUGUGGGAAGACCCCAUGGGGGCCCGGGGCCAGUGCAUGCCUGGUGCCUCCCGGCUGCCCUCCCUCUUCUCCCAGAAUAUCAUCCCUGAGUACGGCAUGUUCCAGGGCAUGCGAGGAGGGGGCACCUUCCCAGGUGGCUCCCGCUUUGGCUUUGGGUUUGGCAAUGGCAUGAAGCAGAUGAGGCGGACCUGGAAGACCUGGACCACAGCUGACUUCCGGACCAAGAAAAAGAAGAGAAAGCAAUGUGGCAGUCCUGAUGAGCCAGACAGCAAAGCCACCCGGACAGACUGUUCUGAUAACAGUGAUUCAGACAAUGACGAGGGCACCGAGGGGGAAGCUGCUGAGGGCACUGAAGGCACCGAAGCUGUGGAGAAGGGCUCCAGAGCAGAAGGAGAAGACGAAGAGGGAAAAGAGGAGGGAAAGGAAGAAGGCAAAGAGGAUGCAGACAAGGGGUCCCUGAGCACCCAGGAUGAGAGUGGCCAGACCAAGCGCAAGUUGCAGACAGGCAAGAAGAGUCAGGACAAGCAGAAAAAGCGGCAGCGAGACCGUAUGGUGGAAAGGAUCCAGUUUGUGUGUUCUCUCUGCAAAUAUCGGACCUUUUAUGAGGAUGAGAUGGCCAGCCACCUUGACAGCAAGUUUCACAAGGAACACUUUAAGUAUGUAGGCACCAAGCUCCCCAAGCAGACAGCUGACUUUCUGCAGGAGUAUGUUGCCAACAAGACCAAGAAGACAGAGGAGCUCCGAAAAACUGUGGAGGACCUUGAUGGUCUGAUCCAGCAGAUCUACAGAGACCAAGAUCUGACUCAAGGGAGGGUCAGUGAGAACAGCCUCAGGCCCACGUGGAAUUGGCAGGGCGAGAAAUUGCCAUGGAACAUUUUGUGAAGAAGGUAGAGGCAGCCCACUGUGCAGCCUGUGACCUCUUCAUUCCUAUGCAGUUUGGGAUCAUUCAGAAGCACCUCAAGACCAUGGAUCACAACCGGAACCGCAGGGACGCUGAUGGGAGAAACCACAGUCCAUACGUCUACCUUUUGUUACACUAGCUUUAUUGCUCAUUUCUGGUUCUCUUCAUUUGGAUUCUUCCAGUGGAUUUGCAGUACCAUCUAUAGUCAUUUCCUUAAUAGCCCAGUACUCCUCCCACCUUCUCUGUGCUGUUAUUGGCAACUAUAUUACAUUUCUCUAUGUUACAGGCCAGAUAAUACAAUUAUUUUUAUAUAUUUAGAACGACAUAUAUAUAUAAUAUGUAAAUUUUUUUUGAUUGUGCCCAGGGCAUGCAGAACUUCCUGAACAGGGAUUGCUACUGCACCACAGCAGCAAGCCAAGCUGCUACAGUGACAACACUGGAUCCUUAAUCCACUGUUCCCCAAGACAACUCCUGUAAUUUUUUGGCUUUUUAGGGCCACUCCUGCAGCAUAUGGAAGUUCCCAGGUUAGGGGUUGAAUUGGAGCUACAACUUCCAGCCUACGCUGUAGCCACAGCAGUGUGGGAUCCGAGCUGCAUCUGUGACCUACACCAGAGCUCACAGCAACCCCGGAUUCUUAACCCACUGAGCAACACUAGGGAUCGAUCCCACGUCUUCAUGGAUACUAGUUGGAUUUGUUAGCUCUGAGCCAUGAUGGGAACUCCAGAGAACUCCUAUAAAUUUUUUAAUGUUUAAAUAUAUGUGUGUGUGCUCGUGCGCGUUUGUGUUUACACAAUUCCCUUUUAAAUAAUUUGUGAAGACAGGAAAAGAAAUAGGCAUUUAUAAUGUCUUUUUUAAUUACACAACUAUCUUUAUUAUUCUUCCAUAUGGAUUUCAAUACUGUCUGAGAUAUUUCCUUUGGGCUUAAAGAACUUCCUUUGGUAUUUCUUGUAAGGUCUGCUAGCAACAAAUUCUCUCACUUGUUCUUUGUUAUGGAAUAUCAUUAUUAUUUCACUUUCACUUUCCAGAAAGAUUGCUUUUCUGGGAAUAGGAUUUUUGGUUGACAGUUUUUUCUUUGAGCAUUUUAAGUGGGUUACCCCAGUCGUAUGCCCUCGUUUCUGAUGAGGAGGCAACUUUUAAUGUUUUUGGGGUUAUCUUUUAAGUGAUAAUUCAUUUUUCUCUUGCUACAUUUAAGAUUUUUUCCCCUUGUCUUUGGCUUUCAGCGUAUUUACUAUAAUGUCUCUUUUUGUGGAUCUUUUUAUGUUUAUUCGGAUUUUGUUGAGUUUCUUGGAUGUAUAUUUUAAAGUUUUUCAUGAGAAUAGGGCAGUUUUCAGCCAUUCUUAAUUUUGUGUGUAUGUAUGUGUGUGUGUGUGUGUGUCCUUUUUAGGGCAGCUCCCACGGCACAUGGAGGUUCCCAGGCUAGGGGUCUAAUAGGAGCUGUAGCCGCCAGCCUACACCACAGCCACAGCAAUGCAGGAUCCAAGCCGCGUCUAUGACCUACACCACAGUUCAUGGCAAUGCCAGAUCCUUAACCCACUGAGCAAGGUCAGGGAUCGAACCUAAAACCUCAUGGUUCCUAGUAGGAUUCGUUAACCACUGAGCCACAACAGGAACUCCCCAGCCAUUAUUUCUUUAGAUUUUUUUUUUUCUCCUUUUCUUCCAGUACUCUCAUUAUGUAUGUUCUGGGUCACCUAAUGAUGUCCUGGGUUGUCUAAGACAGUUCGUUUUUCUUCAUUCUUUUUUCUCUGUUCUUCAAACCAUAUGAUCUCUACCCAUCUACACAUUUGCUAAAUCUGCCAAUUUAAAUCUCCUUUUGAGCCCCUCAUAAUUUCUAUCCCUUUAUUGAUGCUCUCUAUUUGAUGAGACAGUAUCAUCAUAGCUUUUACUUCAAGCACGGUUCUUUUUAGUUCUUUAAACAUAUUUAUAAUGGCUGCUUUGAAGUCUUUGUUAAAUCUGACAUUUGGCCACUGGCACAAGCAGUUUCUUUUGCCUUUUUUUCCUGGGUGUGGGUCAGAGUUUCCUUUGCAUGUCUUAUAAUUUUUUGUUGGAAACUAGACAUUUUAGGAAAUAUAUUGUGGCAGCUCUAGGUACUAGUCCUCUCCCAUUCCAGGUCUUGUUAUUUGUCUGUUUUAGUGACUAGUUAAAUUGUUUUAGUGAAAUGUCUUUCAUCCCAACAGUGUGAAGCCUUCAAAGAGGAAGCCGUAGGCAGUACACAGCAACCCUUGGGUGGGGGCAGUUUUGAUAAAGCUCUCUUUGUCUUUUUCCUUUACUAUACUAAGCUUUUAAUCUCCACAAGUUUUUGGCUGAUUGCUCUGUUUUCAACAAUGUCUAGAGGCAUUAAAUUACUCUAAUCUGGAGUUGCCACGGUGGCACAAUGGUAUUGGCAGCAUCUCUGGAGCAUUGGGACACAGGUUUGAUUCCCCCAGACCCACACAGUGAGUUAAAGAUCCAGUGUUAAUACAAAUGUAAUAAGCUCAGAUCUGAUCCCUGGCCCAGGAAUACCAGAUGCUGCAGGACAGCCAAUAAAGAAAAAAAAAUUUUUUUAAUUGCUCUAAUCCAAUUAAAUGGCUCUUUUUCCAAUUAAAUUUGGGCUCCUUUAUGGGGAUUGUUUUUUGAAGUCAUUGCUUGAGAUUUAGUCUGAACCCAGGGAGGCUCUUCAUACAUGUCUGUUUUACUGAUUCUCUCUGGUAACCUAAAGAACCAUGGUUUGGUUUGUAUUUUUUUAUCAAAUCUACCACUCUUCUUUUCAAUGCUUUUCUCUAUACCUCCCCAUGUUGUGAGAGAGCCCUUAGUCUUGAACUUCCCCUACACUUUUUUUUUGUUUGUUUGGUUUUUUUGCCUUUUUCUUUCGCUAUAUCCUGGGCCAAGGAUUGAAUCUGAGCUGCAUCUGCCUCAACACCAGAUCCUUAAACCACUGCAUGGGGCCGGAAUCAAACCAACAACACCACAGAGACAAGUUGUAUCAUUAACUCACAGCACCAGAGCAGGAACUCCAAACUUUCUCAUACUCAUAAAAAAGAGAAGUUCCUUUCGAAAGAGACUAGGGAAUUCAUUGUUUUAAGGCAUGCCCUUCCCUUUGGGUAGAACCUCUGAACCCAGGCUUCUGAGCUGGGAGUGGGGAUAAGAGUGCUUCUCUUAACUACACUGUUUGGUUUUUUUUUUUUUUUUUUUUUUUUAUUACUCAAUGAAUUUAUUACAUUUGUACUUGUACAAUGAUCAUCACAGUCCAAUUCUAUAGGAUUUCCAUCCUACAACUCCAACACAUUCCCCCACCCCCGAACUGUCUCCUUUGGAAACCAUGAGUUUUUCAAAGUCUGUGACUCAGUGUCUGUUCUGCAAAGAAGUUCAUUGUGUCCUUUUUCAGAUUCCACAUGUCAGUGAAAGCAUUUGAUGUUGGUGUCUCAUUGACUGACUGACUUCACUCAGAAUGAUAAUUUUUAGGUCCAUCCAUGUUGCUAAAAAUGCCAGUAUUUUGUUCCUUUUAAUGGCUGAGUAAUAUUCCAUUUGUAUAUGUACCAUAUCUUCUUGAUCCACUCCUCUGUUGAUGGACAUUUAGGUUGUUUCCAUGUCUUGGCUAUUGCAAAUAGUGCUGGAAUAAACAUUGGAGUACAUGUGUCUUUUCGAGUCAUGGUUUUCUCUGGAUAGUUGCCCAGGAGUGGGACUGACUCCACUGUUUUAGAAGAGAUCAGUGUGGAAAAAGCUAUAGCCUCUGGUCGACUUGAUUUGGUUUGCCUCUCUGGGCGUGGGACCUCUGCUCUGUGAACAAGCCAGAGCUAGAGCAAUGUAAGGUUAAGUCUCCAAUCCAUGAGUGGAAGCUAGAUAGAAGAGAGAGCCCCCACCUCUUACCUGAAUUUGCCUAGAACUUAGCCUCAGCAGCAGGCAGUUAAGAGGCAGAGUGGGAAACAUUAACAUUCUGCCUCUCUUAGGAAUAUAUAUCCCUCAAUGGAGAUGACCUGAGUAGAGAGAAAGGCCUGUGUUCCUUGAAAGCACUGUCUAGAGUGGAGUUUCUGUUAUGCUGAGCUGUGGAAGGCAGGGAAGCAACAGGCCAUGUUCUAACCACCAUGACUCAUGCUCUCCUUACUGAGUUUUAGUAGUAGCUUUUUCUUAAUAAAUGUUUCUUCAUUUGCUAUAUGUCCUUAAUACUGUUUCCAAAGACUUAAGAUAGUUUUUUUUGUUUGUUUUUUGGUUGUUUUUUUGUCUUUUUAGGGCCCAACCUGCAGCAUAUGGAGGUUCCCAGGCUAGGCGUUGAAUUGGACCUGUAGCUGCUGGCCUGUGGCACAGCCACAGCAAUGUGGGAUCCGAGCCUCAUCUGCAACUUGCACCACAGCUCACGGCAAUGCCAGAUCUUUAUCCACUGAGCAAGGUCUCGGAUCAAAUCUAUGUCUUCAUGGAUACUAGUCGUGUUUGUUAACUGCUGAGCCAGGAUGGGAACUCCUGUUUUGGGGUUUUUUUUAAAUAGUUUUUUUGUUUCUUUAGGGAUCAAGUCCAUGGAGCUUCUCAGGCUGCCAUGUCAGAAUUCUAUCCUCUGAUUCAUUUCUAGGAACCCUUUUAACCUUAAUAUUAGAAAUCUGGUAAGGAUGUUAAUGAGGUGAAACUGUAAAUUAGUUUAUUAAAGAAUAAAAGUGUUGGAGUUCCUGUCAUGGUUCAGUGGUUAACGAACCUGGCUAGGAUCCAUGAGGAUGAAGUUUUGAUCCCUGCCCUCGAUCAGUGGGUUAAGGAUCCGGUGUUGCCAUGAACUGUGGUGUAGGUCACAGAUGCAGCUUGCAUCUGGUGUGGCUGUGACAGGCCAGCAGUUGUAGCUCUGAUUCAAUACCUAGCCUGGGAACUUACUUGUCUUGCAGGUGCAGCCCUAAAAUUAAAAAAAAAAAAAAAAAAAAAAAAAAAAAAAAGAAUAUAAAGUGCUAAGUAAAAGUGCUAAGUAAAAUAUUACUAAAAUUACUACUUAUCAACUAGUAGAGAUUCAAAUGUGUAACUCUAUAAGUAAAAUUUGCUUCUGGAAUAUAAGAAUGGUUCAAUAAAAAACUAGUAACAGUAUAAAAUACUGGAAAUGAACAUUGUUGAUGUGCAAAUAAUGUGAUUAUAUUCUUAGAAAAGCUGAAUGAUUUCAACAAAAAAUGUUCUUAGAAUUAAUAGAAUUUGGUAAGAAGGCAGGAUUCAAAAUUAAUAUAUCAAAAGUAAUAGUUUUUCUCCAUUCGAGUAAUAAUAAUACCUAGUUAGAAACAUAGAUGGGAAAAAUGACCACAAAAUGUGUGAAAUACUAGAAAUGUAAUGAAGAAAAGUAUGGUAUCUUAAACUUCAAGGAUAUGAAACAAGACCUCAGUGAAUGGGCGGGAAGUACUGUGUUCUUUUCUUUUUUGGGGGGGGGGAUCUUUUUAUUUUAGGGCUGCACCUGCAGCAUAUGGAGGUUCCCAGGCUAGGGGCUGCAUCAGAACUGUAAGCUGCCAGCCUACACCACAACCACAGCAACACUGGAUCCUUAACCCACUGUGCGAGGCCGGGGAUGGAACCUUCAUCCUCAUGGAUGCCAGUCAGAUUCCUUUACACUGAGCCAUGACAGGAACUCCAGUACUGUGUUCUUAGAUAGGAGAUUUAAUAACAAAGCAAAAACCAGCUCCUUUUUUUUUUUUUAAUCUUUUUAGGGCUACACCCACAACACAUGGAUAGUCCCAGGCUAGGGGUCCAAUUGGAGCUGUAGCUACUGGCCUAUACCAUACCCAUAGCAAUGCCAGAUCCAAGCCAUGUCUGCAAUGUACACCACAGCUUACAGCAAUGCCAGAUCCUUAUGCCACUGAUUGAGGCCAGGGAUCGAACCUGAGUCCAUGGAUACUAGUCGGGUUCAUUAUUGCUGAGCCAUGAUGGGAAUCCCAAGUCUCUCCAUAUUAAUGUAGACAGUGCAGUUGCAGUCAAAAUCUGGAGAGGAAGACUGGCUGAAAUUAAAAUGUUUUAUUUGUAGAGUUAAAUCUUGGCUCCAAGAAAACUAUACAAAGGGCAGUGACAACAGAUAUAACUUAUACAAGAGCCAAUGCAAUUGAAAACAAGUGAUAAUGGAGUUCCUGUCGUGGCUCAGUGGAAAUGAAUCCAACCUAGUAUCCAUGAGGAUGUGGGUUCCAUCUCUGACCUCACUCAGUGGGUUAAGGAUCCAGCAUUGCCGUGAGCUGUGGUAGAGGUCACAAACACAGCUCAGAUCUGGUGUUGCCGUGGCUGUGGUGUUGGCCAACAGCUACAGCUCUGAUUCAACCCCUAGCCUGCGAACCUCCACAUGCAGCGGGUGCGGCCCUGGAAAAAAAAAGAGAGAGAGAAAACAGGUAAUAUUGGCAUAGUAAUAAAACAUGGAACCAGAAUAGAGUCUAAUGAAAGAUCUCAGUGUUUUGGAACUCAGUAUUAAAGUCAGUACAGGUCUCUUAUUGGAAACUCAGAUGUUUUUGAAAUAACUUGGAUUUCAGAACAGCUACAUGAUAUGAUCGCUAACAUCUCCAGCAGGAUCUGGGAAAGUGCCUUUGUAAUUGAACCAUCAAUAAUUCUUCAAGUGACUUGUUUAAAUGGGAUAAAUAAAGAUGGUAUAAAAAUACAAUGUCGAAAAUAAAAAAUAUAUGCUGCCAUAUUUUGCCACCAAGUGAAUUUUAGGUGGAAAAACUUUUCCUUUUGGAUUUCAGAUUUGUGGAUAAGGGAUUGUAGAUCUCUAUGUCAGUUCAACAGGAAGAAACAAUAGUUUAUCAUAUACACUCUGGAAAGUUGAAUUCUCAAAAUCUUAAGUGUGUGUGUGGGUAGGAGAACAAAAUUUAGGAAAUGCUUACCUUGACAUUAAAAGAAGCCUUCCUGAAGAAGCUAGGAAACCCAGAGACUAUGUGAGAGAUGACGACUUUAUAGAAAUGCUGGACAAGUUGGCCCAAUGUGUGUAUUGAAUUCCCUAUGAGUAGGGAAAUGCCACUAGAGACAACAUACAUUCUUCUCUCUUUGAUCCUGCAGUAAAAGUGCUAACAUCUAAUGCUGACAGGCAGAGGACAAGUACAUUGUUUUAGUACAGGUGAAAGAAGCAUAACUUAUUUCUGCAGAGUACUCAGGCACUAUCACUUUCAGAAACCUGUUUGGUAGAAUUAAAAGCACCAGCGUGGAAGCAUUUUAUUCUGGUGGUGUUUGGUUAUUGUAGCAAAAAUCUGAAAACAGCAUCAAUGUGCUUCAAUUGGGAGACAUUCUGGUGUGUCCAUCUGUGCACCAAGAGGGGGAAGGAUAAUGUGUUGGCAAGUGAGAAAGUUACAGAGGAACUAGUCUGUAAUAGUAUCCUAAUUGUGCAUCUUUAACUUGUUUCAUUUUGAGCAGGCAUGAGGUCUGUUAAUGUUUUCCCUGUGUAGUAAAGAAAAAUGUGUAGAGAAAAAAUGGUGAAGGUGGGGAAAGGGAAUAGAAAGAUGAUUUUCUGGAACGUGGUAUAUAAAGCAUUGGCUAAGGUUGAAUAUGGGUUCUGGAGGUCAGCUUUCCCCCCACAACCCUCCCAGUAACUUUUUUUACCCCCUGUUGAUGGCUUUAUGCUGCAUUACCUUUAUAACAAUGAAAUUAAGAGUUGCCUUUACUCUCACCACCAAGAAAGUCCUGCAGUAUUUUGGUGUAAAUCAUCCUAGACAAAAAGGUUCUGGCAUGCUAUGCACACUGUUCUAUCUUUCUUAUAUUAGGGGAGAGAUGAGCCCUAUUUUAAGGACAGCAUGGUGUUCUUUUUAAUGUCUGAUGUAUUUAACCACUUCUUCCCUGGAGAACAUUUAGGUGCUUUCCAGUUUUUCACUGCAGCCAGUGAAAAACAUGCAUGCUUCCAAUUUUAAAUUUAGGCUAGAUUUCCAGAAGGAAUUACUGAGGUUUUUUUUUUGUUGUUCUUUUUUUUGCUUUUUUAAGGGCCGCACUCAUGGCAUAUGGAAGUUCCCAGGCUAGGGGUUGAAUCAGAGCUACAGCUGCUGGCCUAUGCCACAGCCACAGCAACACCAGAUCCAAGGCACAUCUUCCACAUACGCCACAGCUGACAGCAACCCACUGAGUAAGGCCAGGGAUGGAACCCACAUCCUCAUGGAUCCUAGUCGGGUUGGUUAACCACUGAGCCAGGUUGGGAACUCCAAAAACUUUUACUUUUGAUACAUUCUAUCAAACUGAUUUGCAGAAAAUAAACAGUUGAACCUCU
Messenger RNA from Sus scrofa (pig), 9795 nucleotides. NCBI's taxonomy places the organism in Eukaryota, Metazoa, Chordata, Mammalia, Artiodactyla, Suidae. The record is from RefSeq and is a predicted model, not a curated record.